AUGUCGGUGGCUGCUCAAGAGCCAGGCAAAGCCAAGCCAAGUGUGCUACGCUCGAUCAUUGCUGGAUCAACAGCAGGUGCUGUCGAGAUAGCAAUCACCUACCCUUUUGAGUUCGCAAAGACAAGGUCACAACUCAACCAGAGAUUACCAGAUUCUAAGAAGCUUCCAUGGCCUAAGUUCCCGUCGAAGGAAUGGUAUGCAGGUUGCACUACAUUGAUUAUCGGCAACUCGAUCAAAGCUGGUGUUCGUUUUGUGUCGUUCGACUUCUACAAAAGUUUGCUUGUUGAUGAAAGUGGGAAGCUCUCAGGCCCGAGAACUGUUGUUGCAGGCUUUGGCGCAGGCUUUACAGAAUCUCUGCUUGCAGUAACUCCUUUCGAGAGCAUAAAGACGCAGCUGAUAGACGACCGGAAAAGGGCCCAGCCACGGAUGAAUGGCUUCUUACACGGCUCCUCGGUGAUCGCACGUGAGCAAGGCAUUCGAGGCUUUUUCAAGGGCUUCGUUCCCACGACUGCAAGACAAGCUGCCAACAGCGCUGUGCGCUUCAGCACAUACACCUGGUUGAAGCAAGCCGCAGAAUCCUACACAUCGCCUGGAGAACGAUUAGGAACUGUCAGUACUUUCGGUUUGGGGGCCAUCGCCGGAGCUGUAACAGUCUAUUCCACUCAGCCUAUCGAUACUGUCAAGACGCGAAUGCAGAGUCUCGAGGCAAAGAAGCUAUACAAAAACAGUAUACAAUGUGGCUGGUCGAUAUUCAAGAAUGAAGGUAUUUUGACUUUGUGGAGUGGUGCAACUCCACGACUAGGUCGCCUGGUGUUGAGUGGAGGCAUCGUCUUUGCUGGCUAUGAGAAGACUCUGGAACUGCUUGACUCACUUGACCCCAACAAAAAAUACAUAUGA
Molecule: messenger RNA, 897 nt
Organism: Lithohypha guttulata
Lineage: Eukaryota; Fungi; Ascomycota; Eurotiomycetes; Chaetothyriales; Trichomeriaceae
Exons: 2
Coding region: 1-897 (298 amino acids)
Biological process (GO): mitochondrial citrate transmembrane transport
Cellular component (GO): mitochondrion
Molecular function (GO): citrate secondary active transmembrane transporter activity
Source: RefSeq, a predicted model, not a curated record